AUGGACCCUUCCGUUGUCAUGGAACUUUCUGCCCCAAACCGCGCCGCUGCCAGCGUCGGAAGUGCUGUACCUAAAGGGCUUCGGUCGCUGCGGGGCUGCUGCUCAGGGACUGUGGACGCUAAGAGGCCGCCGUCGCGGAAGGGCUGCCACCUGUUAGGGACGUCCGCCGAGGAGUUUUUCCAACCAGGAGCCGACCGCUGGGACUCGGCCAGCGGAGAGGUGGGGAAAAAGCAAGAUGCUGACACCAAGAAACCCAAGACGAAAAGAGCUGACAAAGACAGAGCUCAGACUCUGCACCUGAGAAAGGUUCUGAACCAUCUGGAUAUGGUGCAUGAAGAGAAAGACCUUUUCAUUCAGAAAACCAGAGGGGAGCUGCGUGCUUGCCGCCAGAGGAUCGACCUCAUCACCAGACAGCAGGAAGCCAUGAUGGCAGAGAUUGAUGCAGAGAAGGAGGCCAAUAACAUUGCUGCCGUGGGGCGCCUGCAGGCCGCCUACAGCCGCCUGUGCAUGGAACUGGACAAUGAGCGAGACCUGCAGUUGAGCAUCACCUCCACGCUGAAGGAGAAUGAGAAUGCCAUGUGGCACAUAGAAAUCCUGGAGGGGCAGAUGGACACAUCCCGAAAGGCCCUCAAGGAGGAGGAAUCGGCCUGUGGGAGGCACCUCCAGGCUCGGGCAGCCGAGCAGCUCCAUGAGGAGAAGAUGGCCCUCAGAAAGGCCGAAUGGAACCGGCUGCUGAGGAUCCGGAAAUCCGUGCAUGUCCAGAAGGAACAUGGGCUGCGGCACCAGAAGCUGGUGGAGGACGCCCAGAGGAACCACAAGAUCGCCAUCAAAUUCCUGAAGGCCUCCCUGGGCAGAAUCCGGGAGCGGGAGCAGAAGGAGGAGAUGGAGUCACGUGAGCAUCUGAAGAGGCGCAUGGAUGCCGUGCUGGCGUUGAAGAACAACAUCACUGCAAACCGGGAAACACUCCGCAAGUUUCAGGCGUGGGGCCAUACCCGGGCUGAGCUAACCAAGCGGAAGACUCAGGUAGAAAAGGAAGCCAUCCUGGCCCAGGGCGGGGAUGCGUUCAAACACCUUUUUCAUCAGCGCCGGCGCCAGGAGCUGGAGGCCCAGAAACGGGCCUUUGAGGAGGAGCAGAAGCAGCGGAGACUGGAGAUCGUGAACCGGCUUUUGAAGGAGGAGGCCGAGGAAAACAGGAGGAAGAAACCGCUGCCCGCUGCCCAGACCACGGACCGGCUCACACUAAGGGACAAGACCUGGUGCUACGUGGCUGACUUCUUUGAGGGUCUGCCCACCAUGGCCCCCUCAUGCCCACAGGAUGUUGAGUCCUCAGUGCACCCUGAAGUCCCCCAGCUACUGCAAGUCAUCUCCAGUGAUUCCAUGCAGAGUGACCCUGGGGCCAUUACCAACCCGGAAGAGGAAACACUCGCACAGCCGGAAAUCUUGGGGCUCUGGAACGAGGACUACAAGCCCUACCAGGUACCCAAAGAAGACGCGGAGAGGAAGCCCAUUGGCAAGACCAAGAUGGAAAAGGAUAUCCUGGCCCACACCAUGGAGCGGCUGCGGAGUGGGAUGGUGCACAAGCAGGUGGUAUCUGGGCGUGAGUUCAAAGGCUGCCCCUUCAACAGCAAGCCCAAGCUCAUCCACUUCAAGGACUUUGAUAUUGGCAAAAUGUACAAGAAAAAGAUUACGUUGAUCAAUGCCACCUACACAAUUAACUACUGCAAGCUAGUGGGUGUGGAGGAACACCUCAGAGAUUUCAUCCACAUUGACUUUGAUCCCCCUGGUCCCAUGUCAGCUGGUAUGUCCUGUGAAGUGUUUGUCACCUUCAAACCUAUGGUAAAUAAAGAUCUGGAAGGAAAUGUCACGUUUUUGGCUCAGACUGGUGGAUUUUCUGUUCCACUGAAAUGUUCAACCAAGAAAUGUUCUCUCUCCCUCGAUAAGAAUCUCAUUGACUUCGGCAGCUAUGUGGUGGGUGAGACCACAUCCCGGGUCAUCACUCUGACUAACGUUGGUGGCUUAGGCACAGAGUUCAAGUUCCAGCCCAUAAUCGAGUCCUGUGAGCAGAGCAACUCCAUGAAAGAUAGUAGUAGCUACACGUAUGAUGACAAUAAUAUUUAUGAGAAAAUCGUCAGGCCCAGUAUCUCCGAGAACUUGUUUGAGGUCCCUGAAUCCUUGCCUGGGGAGACUGGGAAGACAGAGAGCAAAGAGACCGAGGAAGGGCACCACGCAGGAAGGCUGGGGGUCAGUGCUAUGUGGAGUCUGAAAGGCCUGUUGCUGUUCACUGGAAAGUAUCUGUCGAAGGCGGCCCUGCGCCUAAGGUUCGAGGUGUGCAAGGAGCUUCGGGAACACAUGGAGCUCCUGCCCGAGACUGGCUACAUCCAAGCCUUGUCCACCUACACAGUGCAGCUCAAGUUCCUGCCGCGACACUCCCUCCCAAAAGAUGCAGGGAAAUUCUUUGACAAGGAGACUCGAGUCCUGGAGGCCCCGAUGACCAUCUGGGUGGCUGACCAGAUCAGGCCAGUGGAGUUCAUCGUCCAUGCCAUCGUGACCACCUCCGACUUGGAGAUCAACCCCUCAGAGGUGGAUUUUGGCUACUGUACCAUCUACGAGGCUAUUAAGACCGAGGUCACCCUCCACAACCACUCCCUCCUACCCCAGGAGUUUGGGUUCGUCAGACUCCCCAAGGACUUAGGCCUCCCUGGGCCCUGCAGGGCAGGCAAGACAAAUCCAACCCUCAUCACCAAGCCCUACUCCUGGGCUGCCACACUCUCAGCCCCAUGA
Chrysochloris asiatica (Cape golden mole) is the source of this 2781-nucleotide messenger RNA. It is a transcript of the gene CFAP74, whose product is annotated as KIAA1751 ortholog. The record is from RefSeq and is a predicted model, not a curated record. The coding region runs from base 1 to 2781 and encodes 926 amino acids. The transcript has 21 exons. NCBI's taxonomy places the organism in Eukaryota, Metazoa, Chordata, Mammalia, Afrosoricida, Chrysochloridae.